Messenger RNA from Penaeus monodon (black tiger shrimp), 3500 nucleotides. RefSeq names its product phosphatidylserine synthase 2-like. The record is from RefSeq and is a predicted model, not a curated record. The transcript is spliced from 12 exons. NCBI's taxonomy places the organism in Eukaryota, Metazoa, Arthropoda, Malacostraca, Decapoda, Penaeidae. Gene Ontology annotation, molecular function: L-serine-phosphatidylethanolamine phosphatidyltransferase activity. Bases 157 to 1611 code for a protein of 484 amino acids. Gene Ontology annotation, biological process: phosphatidylserine biosynthetic process.
GCGAAAUUCCGGAUUCAGUAUUUACCUGACAGCCUUAGGACGCGCGAGAAAACAAGUCAAUAUUUUUUUUCCAUUUUUGUCCUCAUUUCUUUUGUGAUUUCACAUGCUGAGGCAUCAUUCCAGCAUAGAUACGUGAUAUUAACGAAGAGAGAGACGAUGAAGCGAAAAGCGGAGAGAGCGAGUGAGUCGGACGAUGGAGGUGGAGGUUUUGACAGUUCAUCAAAUGAUCUCUCUUCGCCUGAGCUGUCCCCUGUCACUACUGGUCCUGUGCAUGACUGGGAGGGGGAACGCAUGGCUGAGAAAGACUUCUUUGAUGAUGGCACUAUGACAUAUUUUUGGCGCGCCCACACCCUCACCACGCUCUUCUGCAUGAUCUGCUUCCUGCUGUACGAGGCCCUGACGUCACAGCAUGAGGACAUGGAGGACAACAUCAAGAGAGGCCUGGUGGCCAGCCUGUCGGCUUUCAUCCUCCUGGGCGUGACGGUGACGCCCGACGGCCCCUUCAAGCGGCCGCAUCCCGCCAUCUGGAGGCUUACCUUCAUCAUUUCCAUCGUGUACGAGCUCGGCCUUAUCUUCUUACUAUAUCAGAGUGCUUCUGGUGCUAGACAACUCCUAAAGUUCAUAGACCCCAAGUUAGGGGAGCCGCUCGAGGAGAAGGACUAUGGUGGGAACUGCCUCCUAUACGACCCAGAGCACCCAGAUGAUCCGUACCACAACAUAAAGGACAAGCUCGACUUGUUUGUUCCGCUGCACUUCUUCGGCUGGUGGCUGAAGACCCUCCUGCUGCGGGACUGGUGGCUCUGCUGGGUCAUCUCAGUCAUGUUUGAGAUCCUGGAGUACACCCUAGAGCACCAGCUGCCUAACUUCUCAGAGUGCUGGUGGGACCAUUGGAUAAUGGAUGCCCUAUUGUGUAAUGGUCUGGGAAUCUACUGUGGGCUUCAGUCUCUUAAGUAUUUCUCCAUCAAGACUUAUCAUUGGCGAGGCCUCUGGAACAUCCCCACUUACAGAGGCAAAUUGCGGCGCAUCAUAGCCCAGUUCGGUCCAUACGUUUGGGUAGAUUUCGACUGGAAGCCUCUGUCAUCUCUUGGUCGGUGGUUCUCCAUGGUUGGAAUUAUAGCUGUGUUCCUUCUAGCAGAACUCAACACAUUCUACCUAAAGUUUGUGUUGUGGGUGGAGCCAAGUCACUGGGUCAACCUUGUCCGUCUGCUGUUCAUCUUGCCUUGGGGUGCUGUAGCUCUCAGAGAGGUGUUCCAGUUCCUCUUCUCCAGAGAUGUUUUGAAGUUUGGUAGGCAAUCUUGGCUCUUUUUAGCCAUUGUAUGCACAGAAUUGUUAAUAUGUAUCAAAUUUGGCUGGGAGACAGUCACCAUUCCCUUUCCAAGCCAUGUAGUGACUCUAUGGAUUGCUAUAUUCGUGAUGUUGAUAUUAUGGACAGUGUGGAACUUUUUCAUUGAUCCUCAUACCUUUAAGGUAGAUUCAAAAGACAUUGAGAGGCGUCGUGAACACUGGAGCCAAGUGAGAGCCAUUGAGACCAAGCUCAGCCCCUCGGAAACAAGAUUCAUACCACAAUUCUUCCUUGAUAAACUAACACAGAUGAGAACCAAGGAAGACUGAUAGCUUUGGCCACAGCCAAUCUGGUAUGCCACAGCUACUCAAGGGUCUCAAGUGUGAAGUGAUAAAACUAAGAUGGGGUGUCCAGUGUCAUGGGAAUGGUGGGCUUAUUAUGGUGCAUGUGAUUAAACUGUUUGUAUUUACUUAUGAGUUGCAGGAAGGUAAUACAACAUGAUAUUGGAUACUAGUUACUGUACAAAUGCCUAGGAAAAGGACACUGUCAUCAAUAUCUUAAAGAUCAUGAAAUUUAGUGAGCAUGCUAAUGUGUCUCCUGUGUUCGUAUGUUUUGUUGAAUGUAUCAGGUCAAGAUGUGAUAAAAAUACUAAUGCUAUGGGUCAGGUAGUUUACAACAUUUUUACUUUUUUGUUUUUGUUAAGAUUUUUUAAAAGAUAAUUUUUGAUUAUAGAAGCAUAUACUGUUCCAUUUCAUGUUAUUCAAUUGUACUAAAAACAUGGUUCAAAUAUACAGAAAUAUCAUUGUUGAUGUGAAGUAUUUACUUAUUAUCUACUUACUAUGACACUUCAGAGGCUUGUGAGUGAAGACCCCAAAAUAAGGGAACUUAGACAUAUCCUUCCAGUAUGAUGUGUUAGUACAUCAUAUUUAAAAUAGUUGAAAUAUUGUGAAGUUAUUGUGAACUAUAAUGGUAAUUCUUACCAUGUUAAACAAGCAAAUAUACAGCAGGUGUAAUUAUCUGUGGCAGGAUACAAGUACAUUAUUCCACAUACAAUGCCAGAAGCAUCUUAACUCGACAGAAAUUUACAAACACUCUUGAUAAAAGAGAUGUUAUUCUUAUUUUUUUGAAGACAGUUCUUAAAGAGGAAAUUUAUCAAUUGCUUUCAAUCUUUCACUAAUGUUUUGUUGCUAUUUUAAUUUUAACAGUGUUUUUUUAUCAGAUGAUCAUCAUGUAAAUGGGAAAUUAUGUAAGGCAGCUGCUUCUAGUUAAAAACAUAAGAGAACCGUGGUAAUAUAAAGGUGUAUGAAUUACUUUAAUCAGUCUGAUACUCUGUAGGUAAAACCAGCACAUACUUCAGGUUUGAAAAUUCUACUUUUAUUUAAAGAUAGAAUAUGAGCUUAUAAAAGAAUUUUAGUUUUUAAAUUAUUGGUAUACAAAGGAAAAGUAUUGCACCUUUAGCAUUUAAGCCACUUAUUUUAUGCUUUAAAUCAAACAGUAAUUAGGGUAGAGGGUGCUUGGCAGUUGACUGAAUAUGACUCAUUGCAAGUUCAUUUUUGCUAUGUGGAUGAAGUCACCAGCAGUUGGCUGAAGACACUUUUAGCACUUCUGAUUUUUUAGCACUAAAGCCCUAGGUACCAUGUUUGGAUAAGGUGUUGAUUUGACAGAAGAUCUUCAGUCAAACUGAUUAUAACAAAAGAAUCUGGUUUUAACAUUUGUCAUUUGCACCAUUAAGAGGCACAAUCUGACUAGUCAAAUUAAAUAUACUAAGGGACUCCUAUUGCAAAGUUAUCUGUUGUAUUUGCUUUAAAUAGACACAAAUGGUUAAGUUGUGUCAUUUUAACUGCUGUGGCCUUAGGAUUUGGAGAAGAGAGUGAAUACAGUGCUUUGUAUUGUAGACAAUAUUCCUCUACUAACCAAGUGCAAUUGAAACGUAUGAAUAAGUGAAUGGAUAUCCUAGCAAUACUAUUUUAGUUAUUUUCAUUUUGAUAUUUUUUUCUUUAUAUUCUUUACUUAUAUAAACAAUAAUUUAAAGUAUUUCAUAGUAUAUUUAAUUCAUUCACUUAAUUGUUUGUUUUUAAAUGUACAGAUAGUUUGUCUUUCCCCUAUUUUCAUAUCCUACAUUUCCAAUUUUGCUUUGUUAUUACAGAUCAGUAUAUACACAAGCACACACAUUCAAAUACUUAAAAGGAUUUUAUGAUAAUAAAUAUGGCAUUGUUGA